Molecule: messenger RNA, 3570 nt
Organism: Candida albicans SC5314
Lineage: Eukaryota; Fungi; Ascomycota; Pichiomycetes; Serinales; Debaryomycetaceae
Gene: SGS1
Product: ATP-dependent DNA helicase
Exons: 1
Coding region: 1-3570 (1189 amino acids)
Biological process (GO): double-strand break repair via homologous recombination; DNA replication
Cellular component (GO): nucleus; RecQ family helicase-topoisomerase III complex; cytoplasm
Molecular function (GO): nucleic acid binding; four-way junction helicase activity; ATP binding
Source: RefSeq, a predicted model, not a curated record
AUGAUAAAUAAUUUGCAAGAACAAGUGGCUUGGGUGAAACGAACAAACCCUCAUAUAACACCACAGGCCGUAAUAGAUUUAAUAAGAAAACCGUUCCCCAAAGAUAAACUGGCGCCAAUACCUCAAGUCCCAGAUUCUAUCCCUUCAUCUGAUAAAGAAAACAUCCCUAUUUCAAAAUCUCAACGUAAGGUUCAGUCACGACUACCGUUGAAAACCAUAUCUGCCAAUGAAUCUACAUUGCAAAGCACACCCACCCCAGUGAACAAAACACGUCUCCCGCCAGAAACAAGUGAUAUCAUUGAUUUGACACACAGCCCGCCAAAAAAGAGAUCACCACCACAACCAUCAUCUCCAAUUCAGCCUACACCAAAAAAACAGAAGCUCGAUGAUUCAGUGUUCCGCAAACUCUUAGGGCUACACGAAUCGAAAAUUAAAAUUCUUGAAGAAAAGUUUCUUACAAGCGAAUCCACCCUGAUUUCGCUAGACCAAAAGAAAGAGCUAUAUAAGAAAUUAGAACGCCAAAUUGAGUUAUUGGAUAAUGAAAUAAACGCGCUAAAACUGGGUUUAGAUGAUAGCACCGAGUUGAGCUCCUCUCCGGAUUCACCUGAGUUUAGGGUACCUAUUACGCGUCCCGUAAGAUUAGAAGCAGCCAGAACAAUUGUUGAGAGCACAGAAAACGAGGAAGACGACACUGAGGACCAUUUUGGUGACCAGACCAUGGAUGGUUUGCUUACACCAACACAAGAGCGAAUGUCACAGGACGACCUUAAUGAAAUGGCAAGUUUUAUUGAUGACAGAACAUUCGACAUAACCAGUCAACUGUCAGAUGGCGAGUUUAUUGCUGUUGAAUCAGACACCGAAAUUAAUGAUAUCCGUCUAUCUCCAGAAACAGCUACCAAGUAUGGCAUAAAGUAUAACUCCCAAGUCAUAGGCAAAGCAAGAACAGAAGUAUCGUCACCUAUCAGUAGAGUGCCAGCCAUUCCAGAGAUUGACUCGUCUGAUAGCGAGCCAGAACUACCACCAAUAGAAGAAGAUGAAAUUGAAGAAACCACGAUCCCAAAUCUCCAAAGUGGUCCAGAUUCACCUAUCGUUAUUGAUGAUGAUGACGACGAUUUUUUGGAUUUCACAACUCAGCUCAACAAAGAAAGAGAGAUCGACUUUAUUGAAUUGGACUCUGACGACGACGUACAAGAGGAACAAUGGCCAAAGGAAUCAAACGCACCACCAGCACCAGCACCUACAAACCCAGUCUUAACAAUUGACUCCGACGAUGCUUUUUCCGAUGACGAUGAAGAUUUGAAAGAAUAUUUCACUGAAAACCGUGCAUCCAAAGGUUCUGAACCAUUUAUGGACGAAGUACACAGUAUCCUUAACAACGUGUUUAAACUCAAGUCAUUUAGGGCCAACCAACUUGAAGCAGUACUGGCCACAUUACUGAACAAAGACGUGUUUGUGUUGAUGCCUACGGGAGGAGGUAAAUCUUUGUGUUAUCAGUUGCCAGCAUUGGUGAAGAGCGGUGCCACCAAGGGGACAACGGUGGUCAUCUCUCCCUUGAUUUCGUUGAUGCAAGAUCAAGUUCAGCAUUUAUUGGCAAAAAACAUUAAAGCGGGAAUGUUUAGCUCCAAAGGUGGUAACGACGAUAAUAAACAUACUAUCCAUUUGUUCAGGGAGGGGUUUCUAGACAUUGUGUAUUUAUCACCUGAAAGGGCCAACAAAUCGAAUGCUAUGCAAACAAUUAUGACAAAACUAUACAAUAACAACCAGCUUGCCCGAGUAGUUAUAGAUGAAGCCCAUUGUUUAAGUUCAUGGGGACACGAUUUCCGACCUGACUACCAGGGUCUAGGGUUUUUCAAAGAUAAGUUCCCCAAAGUUCCCAUAAUGGCGUUGACGGCAACUGCCAAUGAAAAAGUGCAGAUGGAUAUACUUCACAAUUUGAAAAUGAAAGACCCGGUAUUAUUGAAGCAAAGUUUUAAUAGAACAAACUUGUUUUAUGAAAUCAAAUUGAAAAAGAGUAAUUGUUUGCUUGAAAUCAAAGACUACAUUUUGAGUCGUUUCCUGGGUAAAUCUGGUAUCAUCUAUUGCCAUUCAAAGCAAUCAUGUGAACAUACAAGCAUGAAACUAAACGAGUAUGGGUUGAAAACAUCAUUUUACCAUGCAGGUAUGAGUGCUGACAAACGAUUCAACAUACAAAAGAGAUGGCAGGAGAAUAAGAUACAAGUGAUUUGUGCUACUAUAGCGUUUGGUAUGGGUAUUGAUAAGCCCGAUGUGAGGUUUGUCAUUCAUUUGUAUUUGCCAAGAACUUUGGAAGGGUACUACCAAGAAACUGGACGUGCUGGCCGUGAUGGGAACUUUUCUGAAUGUGUAAUGUACUACUGCUACAAGGAUGCACGGUCUUUACAAAACUUGAUUCAAAGAGAUGAAGAAUUGAGCGAACUGGGGAGGGAGAGCCAUUUGGCUAAACUAAGACAGGUUAUUCAGUACUGUGAAAACACCACCGAUUGCCGACGCAAACAGGUUUUGCAAUAUUUCAAUGAAACUUUUGAUCCAGCGAAUUGCCACAAGCAAUGCGACAAUUGUCGAGACUAUAACCAUGUGACUCUGGUGGAGAAGGAUUGUACGGAGUAUGCUAAGGAUAUAAUCAAAUUAGUGAAAUCAAUCCAGGAUGAACAAGUGACGGUUUUGUACUGUCAAGAUGUAUUCCGAGGCUUGAGCCAUAAGAAAAUUACUGAAGCAGGUCAUCAUGAAAACGAGUAUCAUGGCAAGGGCCAAUCUUUGGAUAAGAACGACGUGGAGAGAAUAUUCUUCUAUUUAUUGAGUCAACAAUGCAUCGUCGAAUACCACGUAAUGCAUGGUGGUUUUGCCACCGAUUAUGUCAAAGUUGGCAAGAAUGCCGAUGUGGUGUUGAAUGGUCAGAAAAAGAUUAUAAUACUGUUUUCAAGUAGACCUGGAAGUGCCAGCAACAGUCUCGGUAGAACAGCAGCAAAUACUGGCAAGCCAGUUGAAUAUCAGGAGUCGUUUAUUACUGCAAGACAAAUGACAACUGUGGAUGUACCGGACUCUUCGUUUUCACAACGGUGCUUACAAGAAUUGCGUGAAGCUAGAGAAAAGGCACUGACUGAAUGUUCUAUAUCGAAUCUGCAGAUUGUCGGUGAAGUUACGCUCCGGGACAUGCUGGCUAAGUUGCCUACCAAUAAAAAAGAUUUUGCUAAGUUGGAGGGUAUUAAGAAGGGUCAAUUGGAGCAUUUUACCCAUUUCAAAAAGAUCUUGACAUCGUUGGCACGAGAGAAAAAGAAAAUGGCUAACACAUCAAUAAGCACCGUUGUCAGUGAUAUAUCGUCGAUAUCCACAUCUACUGUUUCCCCCUAUUUCCAACCAUCACAGCAAGAUCAAGAGAUAUUGGAUACAUUACGGGCGGCAUCACAGCCAAAGCCCAGUAAAAGUUCUACUCAAUCAAGCUAUACCAAGAAAAAGGGGUCUAAAAAAUUCAAUAAAGGUCGCUCAGGGAAUUAUUUUAAAAAGGCAGCCCCCAAAUCUUUGGCAAACUCUCAUAGAAAUGUAAUGCCUAUGUAA